Messenger RNA from Portunus trituberculatus (swimming crab), 835 nucleotides. Its product is annotated as nuclear nucleic acid-binding protein C1D-like. Gene Ontology annotation, cellular component: exosome (RNase complex); nucleolus. Gene Ontology annotation, molecular function: RNA binding; DNA binding. NCBI's taxonomy places the organism in Eukaryota, Metazoa, Arthropoda, Malacostraca, Decapoda, Portunidae. The coding region runs from base 244 to 675 and encodes 143 amino acids. The transcript has 5 exons. The record is from RefSeq and is a predicted model, not a curated record. Gene Ontology annotation, biological process: regulation of gene expression; maturation of 5.8S rRNA.
CACCACUGUCUGGACUGUGGAUGUAAACACUGCCGCGGUGGUCACUGGUUGUUGUUUCACACGUGCCUCACACAGUCACUGGUUCUGGUUCUGCUGGUCGUCGGGAAGAAUUGCAUUUCAAUAGCUCUUCCCCCUUUUCUUAUUUGUCUUGUUUCGUUGUUAAUUUUAGAGUUUUCCUCUCACUCCCACACUCGCCAGUCACUACAGCCUUCCUUCCUGCGACGCUCCACUGUCACACCACAAAUGGACGAAGACGUGGGAAAAGAGGUGCAGCAGAAGAGUGAUGAGUUCCCUCCUGGCAUGGCCCCUAAGAUGCUAUCCCUGCUGAAGAGUGUGACCACGCUGGAGCAAGACCUCAAGCCCCUGCUGGCCCAACCCUACCACGAGGCCUUCAGCAAGCUUUCCCCACUUGAACGAGCUAAAGUUGGAAUGAUGGAGAUCUACACUAUAAAUUCCUUAUUUUGGGUGCUGAUGAAGGCAAGUGGGGAGGAGAUGGACGAGACACUGCGGGAUGACUACAAGGUGGAGAUGGGGCGGCUCAGGGACACUCAGGGGCGGCUGUCAGAGGUGGAGGCGAGGGAGCAGCGGCCGGCCACAGACGCACGGGUGGCAGCCAGGUUCAUCCGGCAGGGACUGGGCAUCAAGGAGGAAGACUGUGCAGAGGAACCUUCUUAACUGCUGAGUGCCUGGAGAUGACCACACAGGCAUGAGGAGCCCACAGAGGGAUAUAGUCAUUGCUGUAAGGAGAGGAAGAGGAAAGGUGAAGAGUAAAUGUAAGACAAAAUAGUUUUUUUUUUUUUUUCAUAGUGUUUUAUAAAAAAAAGUUGAAACCAUA